This is a messenger RNA of Daphnia pulicaria, 3617 nucleotides long. Its product is annotated as formin-like protein 20. The record is from RefSeq and is a predicted model, not a curated record. Lineage: Eukaryota; Metazoa; Arthropoda; Branchiopoda; Diplostraca; Daphniidae. The transcript has 3 exons. The coding region runs from base 779 to 2683 and encodes 634 amino acids.
AAAAAUAUUUGCCCAACCAGUUCACAGUGCUAUGCUCUUUUUUUUAGUUCUAAUAGGUGACGCGUGCCAAUAGUGCCAUAAUUCAGCUCUAAUAAGCCGAAAGCAAACCCCAAAACGGCUCCAUGCCAUUCACUUUGGUAUAAAAUAAUCCUGUAAUUUCCAGCACCGCGCGCAACAAAAAACUUGCCACUGACAAAUUCAAGGGUACAUACAAAAAAACAGGUGCCAGUAAUUUGUCUCGUCAUAGGCAAAAAAGAGAAAAUCAUUUGAUCUAAGCGAAAAAAAACAACAAACAAUUAACUAAAGGUAAACACGUAAAGGUUGGGCACUGAAUGAGUAACAUUUCAAAUAAAAAAAAAAAAAAAAAGGGCCGAAGCGAGGAAUAAACCGGUCCUGGACGGGCUCUCCUUAUGACCGCCAUAUAUACAACAUCCACGUUGAGAAGUGAAAGAAAUGUUUCAAGUGCUAUCCAGGCGCGCACGGGAGUCCGUGUCUGUGCAAUAAUCAGGUUUCUAGGGAAAAAAAAACCAGAACCCCCCCAAAACAAACGAACGGACGACUAUCUAGCAGUAGUAGAGUAUAAGACGUACGAGCGUUUUUUUCUUUCGUGCAGAACAUGUUUGAUAUCUCUUGCGAGUUAAUCCCACCGCCAGUAACUCUGUCUGGAUUUCCGACCAUCAGCAAUUAAGAAGCCAACGAGAAGUCGAGCUCAUUCCACGUAGACACACUCUCUUCAUGCCUCAUCACCAGCCACUGCAGUCCAACACAUAAAACAGACAUGGAACAGCGCACCGUAACGGCCGUUACGGCCAAAAUGACGACGGCCCAGUCGCGGAUCCGCAGCGAACUUGGCAAUUUCCCAUCGGGCCCUACCAAAUUCACUGUGGUGCACAGGCGGCCAGUCUUCUUCGUCCCUCCCCAGCAGCAGCAAUCGCCGCAGCCCACUUCUGGCGCGUCAGUCUUGCUGGCCAACGCCAUGUGUCGCUUCACUCAUCACCCCGUGGCCGGCACUGCUCAAAAGUCGACCGCGCCCGAAUGCAGCCGGAUGAGUUCGGCAGCCAUCGCGACGACAACAACAACAUCUUCCUCGGGCUCCGUUCUAGUCAGCAGCCAGCAACAAACAAAUGGAAUUGGCAAACGGGCGGCGGCCGACGCUGUGGCCCGUCAAAAUAGCGGCAGUGACAUCGUCAAACCAGCAGCAGCCCGCAUCAAGCCCAUCUUGAAGCGUUCGCUCUCGGCCGACCACUUGGACAGUUUCCAACCUGUGCCGGCCAAGCGUCCGUUCCCCGUUCAGAUUUGGUUCAACAAUCCACCGCGAGGUCCGCGUCCGCUGGUUGCCACGGCUUUCUGGCUCGACAGUCCGCUGCACGACAGCCAGGCCUUCGUCUACAUCAAACUGUUGGAAGCGUCCCAGGCGCGUCACUAUCUCCAGCUGCAGAGCAAACCGCGCAAGUACCUUCACUUGACCAGCGGAUGGAUCGUGGUGAUCAACAAUCCACCGGCGGCAUCUCGCAAGCCCGAACUCAUGUUGCCACCCAUGACGGUCAAACUGAUGCCAGCACAAGUCAAACCGGUUAUUUCCACCGCAGCGGCACAACGUCCAUUACCGCAACAAAUAACAGCAAAAACUGCGCAGCAACCGGUGUUGGUGGGGAAAUCUGUCCAGCUGGUCGCAAAUCAACCAACGUCACAGAACCAGCCAUUCAAAAAGUCAUCGACGAGUCAAUUGCCACCUCCGCCGCCGCUCAUCAGCCUGCGACCUCAGAGCCAAACGGCCCAGCCACAGCAGCCGACCAUCCCGAAAAGAGAAAUUGAAUCGCCGCCUCCCCUUCAAGAGCAUCCGCUGGAAUUAUGCAACAACAAGCGAAGCCGAAAACAGUCGACCGACGACUGCGAUUCGCCACCGGAUAGUCCUCGGUUAGUGAUCAAUCACUCGGCUCCCUCGUCUCCGCUCAAUCUCGCCAUGAACGGAUUGAACUCGUCGAUCCCUGCCACCUCCAAUAACAACAACAACUCGCCAGCCAUUGCGGCGGCGGCGGCGGCGACAACCAAGCGGAAGAUUUCUCUUCCAACGCCUUUCACCCUGACCGAGAACAAUAGAAGUCAGAAUGAACCGCUGGAUUUGGCUUCGCCAAGCCCUACGGCCGUUUUCAACCGAAUGACUCUGACUGAUAUUCUGUCGCCCGCAUCUCCUGCCACCGAGAAUUUCCGACGUCGAUUGAUUCUCGUCCUACAGGUCCUCCUCGGGAAAAGGCGAUUGCUCAAUUUGGGCCACCCGGAAGCCUCUGUCGAGGAAAUCCUAGCCAGAAUACUGAAAAAGGCCGACGUCGUUCCAGCCAAGAGCUCCGACGUCCGUCUCAAUUGGCUCAAGUUCCUGCGGCUCUGCGUCAAGAACGAGGACGCCUGGAAACGCGAAGGUUGGGACCGAAAAUCGCCCGAUGCCAUCCUAGACGAAAUCUACCUACAAGGUGAAACAUACGCUAAUACUACUACUACUCAUUGGCCUAUUUUUAAUGACUGUGUACACUCUGCAAUGAUUUAUACAACAAAAGAGACUUCAAUGACUAACAAGAUACACUGUGGAUUUCAUGCAGAUGUUAUCCCAAUCCUUCGAAAGUCGGAGCCUUCCAGGCGAAUCAACGAAUACCUACAACAGGUUGAUGACGAGAAAAACGUUACCUGAUCAGCACAAUUGUCUCAUCGAUCCAACAACGAGACAGAAACGAUGACACGUACACUAACUCCCUGACGUAUAUGGCUUUGUUUUUGUCCACUUGUUUUUUCGUCCCCUUCUCGUUCAGGUUUCCGUGUUUCGAAAGUCAACAGAUUUUGAUUGCGCAAAAAAAAGAUCAAAUGAAAAAACAGCAACAACACGCAGAACUGCUCUCCUAUAUUUGAAACGAGCUAAAUUUAAAUGACAGUAGAUUCGUUAGUUUUCCCAGUCUGCUGGGGAUUCAGAAAUCAGAAAAUAACGAGUUGUACACUGAUUGCCAAAACGAGCUCAACCAAAGAUUUCCACUUAACUAAUAUAUUGUGUCGCUGGUCCCUUUUAAAGUGUGUUUUUAAUAGAAUUGAAAGUUGCACGAAAAAAAAAAGCAACUAUUAUUUCUUGAUUUAUCAGUGAAUGUUUCUCCCAUUUCGCUUCGAUGGUGGUAAAAAUCGCCAUCGUGGCCAGAUUUCAUCCUUGCAAACUUGUUGUGUAGCAUACCUAUCCUACACAGCGAUUCAACCUUCUAGCAAAAUUAAAUUUGUGGGCUCUCCCCGCCGAUGUAUGUCUCUCUACUUGUAAUAAAUGAGAUGAAAGAAAUAUGACGCUCGAUCUCCACAAUUUUCAAUGCUUGAGAGCAACAAUAAUGGCAUCUUCUGCCGGUUGAAGUGAACCCAAGUGCCAUGUCCAAAACGACUGAGUCGAUCGCAAGACCUACUUUUCCAAGUCGUCGGAGAGAGGGAGAGAGAGAGAGAGAGAGGUAGCACGAGCCAAUAACGAGCCUGACGAUUAUGUCCUUGCUGUCGUUGUGAAUAACAAUCAAUCAAAUGAAAUGUUGUCAUUCUUUUCUCCAGCCCCUUGACUGGCUGAUUGUGUAGCUUGAUAGCUAAGAAUGAUACGAAAAUGAGGA